AUGAUACACUUUCUUGAUGAGGGCGCCAUGGACGUGCCAUUCGCCACGACGAGCUUCAGCCAUCGUACCCUCCUCAAGAUCGCGAAGAGUGACGCCACAAUCGCAGCCACAAUCCAAGAAGCCUACGACGCCUACAUGGCGAAGGAGAGAAACACAAGCGCCGACUUCAGAAAAGUUCUCGAUGACUUCAAGUGGACUAUCCCUGGCGUGCGUGGAUGUGCGGACGAUGCCGUACCGCCCGAAGAGAUCCCCGUCUUAUCUUCCCAAAUAAAGGGUGCAUUCUACAGAAGCGUGGCCGAGAUUUGCGGGCGAACGCACGACUAUUCGUCCCUCGGCACUAAGAAGAACGCGUUGGAUGCGCUGAGGAAACUGGGCGUCAUGCUAGUCAACACCCCGGACAAGAAACUGCGCGCUGCAGUCGCAGAUCGUAUCAAAGAUGUCGAGAGCCAAGAAUACGUCAACGGCAUGUACCAAAUCGCGCGCCACAUAAAUGUGGACCAGCGUGAAGAGGUGUGUAUGAUGCCGGUGAACGAAUCAAUGGAUUUCUUAGCCCGAUUGAGAGAUGAAGAGUCUGUAGAACCUACAGGGCAAUUCCAAGAGAAGUUGGAAGAGCUGCAGAAGCAGUUGAACAAUGCGGGGUUUCCUAUUCGUUUCAGUAUUGUUCACCAGGAGUUGGACGUAACGCCACAGACCAUUCAAGAUGACAUAGACAACGGUGUCGAAGAUAACGGAACUCCUGAGCCUGAUGAUUACUCGGAGUGA
Alternaria viburni is the source of this 762-nucleotide messenger RNA. RefSeq lists its product as uncharacterized. The transcript has a single exon. Bases 1 to 762 code for a protein of 253 amino acids. The record is from RefSeq and is a predicted model, not a curated record. NCBI's taxonomy places the organism in Eukaryota, Fungi, Ascomycota, Dothideomycetes, Pleosporales, Pleosporaceae.